Osmia lignaria (orchard mason bee) is the source of this 2380-nucleotide messenger RNA. RefSeq lists its product as uncharacterized. Gene Ontology annotation, molecular function: nucleic acid binding. The record is from RefSeq and is a predicted model, not a curated record. NCBI's taxonomy places the organism in Eukaryota, Metazoa, Arthropoda, Insecta, Hymenoptera, Megachilidae.
UUCCAUUAUUAAAUUAAAUAUUUAAAAACGACAUGGAAGCUCGUAAGAAAGGCCAAACUAUUCGUAGCAGGGCCCGAAAUAUGAUACGGCGUGUGAUUAGAAAGUGUGACGAGGAAUGUAUAUAAUAAUGGACAGUAUCUGUACGCAGUGCACGGAUUACACGGGUGUAUCGGUAGCUUCGAUAUCGCGGAUCCGCAAAGAAGCUGCGCAAUCCGCAGAGGACCAACUUUUAUUAUCUCCCGGCAAGAAGCGACCACAGAGAGAAGAUAAAAAAUUUCACUGCUCAGAAGAGAACAGAGUUGUAAUUCGCAGAAUUAUUGAAGAAUUUUACACGGAAAAAGAAAUUGUGCCCAGUGCUCCGAAAUUGUUGGCUGCGAUUCGAGAGAAGAUACACUUUCCUUGGAAAGUGGACACGCUCUACAAAUUAUUGAAAAAUAUGGGAUAUAGGUGGAAAAAAAGCAACAAUAUAAGGAAAGUGCUGAUAGAGCGACCGGCUAUUGUGGCGUAGAGAGGAAAAUAUUUAAAAGCUAUACAAUUUUAUCGCACUUAAAAUAGAAAUAUUAUCUAUAUUGAUGAAACAUGGGUGGAUAAUACCCUUUGCUUUGGACAGUGCUGGAAGAGCGAAGAAAUGCUUGGCGUAAUAAAAAAUAAUAAUUCGUCGCAUCGAUUUAUUAUUGUACCAUGCGGGUGGAGCAUCAGGUUUUGUGGAAGGUGCUAAACUAAUAUUCAAAGCGCGCAGUGAAAGUGGAGAUUACCACGGCCAGAUGAAUGCGGAUAAUUUCGAAAGGUGGAUCCAGGAAAAAGUUCUGCCGAACAUUCCAGAAAAUACCGUCAUUGUCAUGGACAAUGUAUCCUACCAUUCGGUGCAAAUAAAUAAGCCCCCAACAAAAUAUGCCACGAAAACGGCAAUGCUGAAUUGGCUAAUUAAAAAUAACAUCCCUUGCAACGACCAGAUGCGACGAUACGAAUUGCACGAACUAAUAGAGAAAAACAAACCACAAAAUAAAAUAUUUAAAAUAGAUGAAAUUAUAAAAGCACAUGGUCACACCACGUUACGACUACCACCAUAUACAUAUGUGCGAGUUAAACCCCAUCGAAUUGAUUUCGGCUCAAAUUAAACGCCAGGUACGAGAAAAGAAUCCUGCAAAAAUGUUGCGAUCAUGUUGAAAAAUUGGAAAAAAGAUAAUAUAAUAGAUCGAAAAUCGGUGAGGAGGACAAACUUCUAAAUAAUUACCAUAAAUAUUAAGUAUACUAUAUAGUGUUAACAUCUGUUUAUCAGAAUAUGUUAACAUAAGCUUUCCAAACUUAACAAAAGAUGCAAAAAUAUAUUUCUGAACAUAGUGACAAUGUCCCGUUUUGUUCUAUGUAAGUACAGACGCACGCUCCUAUUUAAUUCUAUCGCUCGAUAGAGAGAGCUGCAUCGAAAAAGCAUUAGUAUUUUAGUACGCAAGACGUCCAAAUUCUGAAACUAAAAACGAAUUAAAGGAAAGACCGAUUUUUUAUUUGAACAAUGUGAAACACUAUUUAACAUGUUCCUUCCCAUACGACUUGAUGGCGUCAAGAGUAAUUUUGAGGCAUCAUCGUGUGCGAACUCUUAAAUAGCAAAAAUAUAGCAAUAUUCUUAAUUUCCUUCAUGCGUAUAAAUAUCAGUAUCCAUAUCAUCAACUAUUUAAAACUGUGUUUAAUCAAUACAAAAAUCCAUUCUUUUUAUGGUUAAAAGGAUACAAACAGACAUGUAUUAAAAACAGUUGCUAACUGUAAUUGAUUUUUCCAAAGCACGGCGCGCAACAACUCGCAGGCAGCUCAUCGACGGCAAUAAAAUUUGAUAACUUUGACAUUUCAGUAGCUUCUAUCAUGAGAUUUACGGGGUACUGAAAAGACCCUUCCUAGAUGCUACAGACAAAAUUGCAGGCCACUACGAUAUCCGUCUUGAGGUGAUUUAUCACUUUAAAAAUGAGAAAUGUUAUUUAUGGCAAACUACAAGUUGCAUUGUCGUGUGUAACAUUUUUUAAAUUGAACUCCAAAAUUUCCAUGAUUUAUAUGGUAUACGGGGUGUAACAUUAUUAGUAAACAUUGGUUGAAAAUUUAAGCAUUUUCGAGAUAUUAUCAUCAUGAUAACUUACUGGCUUUUACAUAUCGCAUGCGAUGUUUUUUCCAAUGUUUAUAAGCCGCUUUUCCAAUAUUCUCAUUCAAUUUCCAUACAUACUUCAUAACAGAAAAUUUGAUCGGUGUGGAAAUAGAAGGAGGAGACGUAGAACGUCACCUAUAAAUAUGGAAAAGCCAGUAGUAAAUCUAUUUAUAAUAAUUAUAAUUUAUUUACUUAUAUACGUGCUUUUGUCGUUUUAAAAAAUUACAAUUUGUUGAAAUCGUGAAAAAAAAU